AUGAUUUCGACAACGGUUAGUGGUAAAAGACCUAUAGAGCAAGUUGAUGAUGAGUUACUUUCACUGACUGCACAACAGGAAAACGAAGAGCAGCAACAGCAGAGAAAACGCAGACGUCAUCAAUUUGCCCCUAUGACUCAGUUCAAUAGCAACACACUGGAUGAAGACAGUGGGUUCAGGAGCUCCUCUGAUGUAGCUGCGGCGGAUCAAGAUAACUUUUUGGAAGAUUCCCCUUCAGGAUAUAUCAAAAAAGUAAUUUUACGAAACUUUAUGUGCCAUGAACAUUUUGAGCUUGAGCUGGGUGCUAGGCUGAAUUUUAUUGUUGGUAAUAAUGGUAGUGGUAAGAGUGCGAUCUUGACCGCCAUUACUAUUGGUUUGGGAGCCAAGGCUAGUGAGACUAAUAGAGGUUCUUCUUUGAAGGAUUUGAUUCGUGAAGGUUGUUAUUCUGCAAAAAUUACCCUUCAUCUCGACAAUAGCAAGUAUGGUGCCUAUCAGCAAGGCAUUUUUGGUAACGAAAUUAUAGUAGAAAGGAUAAUCAAGAGAGAUGGGCCUGCUUCUUUCAGUUUAAAAUCUGAAAACGGCAAGGAAAUUAGCAAUAAAAAAAAGGAUAUUCAGACGGUAGUAGACUACUUUUCUGUUCCUGUGAGCAACCCCAUGUGUUUCCUGUCACAAGAUGCUGCCAGGUCUUUCUUAACUGCUAGCACCUCACAGGAUAAGUAUAGCCAUUUUAUGAAGGGCACUUUACUCCAGGAAAUUACUGAAAACUUGCUUUAUGCCAGUGCCAUUCAUGAUAGUGCGCAGGAAAAUAUGGCACUGCACUUGGAGAACUUGAAGUCUUUGAAGGCUGAAUACGAAGAUGCCAAAAAGCUGUUGCGAGAAUUAAAUCAGACUUCAGACUUGAACGAGAGGAAGAUGCUUUUACAAGCGAAAUCAUUAUGGAUCGAUGUUGCUCAUAAUACAGAUGCCUGUAAAACUUUAGAGAAUGAAAUCGGUGGCAUUCAACAGAAAGUUGAUGAGAUCACAGAGAAAAUUAGGAAUAGGCAAGAAAAGAUUGAAAGAUACACAUCCGAUGGUAAUACUAUUGAAGCGCAAAUUGAUGCAAAGGUCAUUUGUGUUAAUGAAAAAGAUAGUGAGCAUCAAAAUGCAAGACAACUGUUAAGAGAUGUCAAAAGCAGAUUUGAAAAGGAGAAAAGCAACCAGGCCGAAGCACAAAGCAAUAUUGAUCAAGGUAGAAAAAAAGUUGAUGCUUUAAAUAAAACAAUUGCACAUUUAGAAGAAGAACUCACAAAGGAAAUGGGCGGUGAUAAAGAUCAAAUGAGGCAGGAGCUUGAACAAUUAGAAAAAGCUAAUGAAAAAUUGAGGGAAGUAAACAACUCUUUAGUUGUAAGUUUGCAAGAUGUGAAGAAUGAGGAAAGAGACAUCCAAUAUGAACGUGAAUCUGAAUUGAGGACUGUUUCCCGCAGCAUUCAAAACAAAAAAGUGGAGUUACAGAAUAUUGCUAAGGGCAAUGAUACUUUCUUAAUGAAUUUUGAUCGUAACAUGGAUAGGCUUUUAAGAACAAUAGAGCAAAGAAAAAGCGAGUUCGAAACUCCGCCAAUUGGACCGCUAGGUUCCUUUGUAACAAUUAGAAAGGAUUUUGAGAAGUGGACACGUUCUAUUCAAAGGGCUAUUUCAUCUUCGCUAAAUUCAUUUGUUGUGUCGAAUCCAAAGGAUAACAGGCUAUUUAGAGACAUUAUGAGGUCGUGUGGCAUUAGAAGUAACAUACCCAUUGUUACUUAUCGCUUGAGUCAAUUUGAUUAUUCAAAAGGUAGAGCACAUGGAAACUAUCCGACUAUUGUGGAUGCACUAGAAUUUUCAAAACCCGAAAUUGAAUGCCUAUUCGUUGAUUUAAGUAGAAUUGAAAGAAUAGUGUUAAUCGAAGACAAAAAUGAAGCCAGAAAUUUUUUGCAACGAAACCCUGCAAACGUGAAUAUGGCUUUAUCGCUAAGAGAUAGACGUAGUGGGUUCCAGCUUUCUGGUGGGUAUCGACUAGAUACAGUUACUUAUCAGGAUAAAAUUAGAUUAAAGAUUAAUUCUGCAUCCGAUAAUGGGACCCGAUACUUGAGGGACCUGAUUGAACAAGAGACUAAAGAACUACAAAAUAUACGAGAUCGUUACGAGGGAAAGCUGAGCGAAGUGAGGUCAAGAUUAAGGGAAAUAGAUGGCAGACUCAAAAAUACCAAAAGUGAAAUGAGAAAAACUAAUUCUAGGAUAACGGAAUUAAAAAUGAAUGUUGGUAAGGUAGUCGACACCGGUAUAUUAAAUUCGAAAAUAAAUGAGAGAAAAAAUCAAGAGCAGGCCAUCGCCAGUUACGAAGCUGCUAAAGAAGAAUUAGGGCUGAAAAUCGAACAAAUUGCUCAAGAAGCUCAACCAAUCAAAGAGCAAUACGAUUCUACGAAAUUAGCGUUGGUGGAAGCCCAGGACGAAUUGCAACGACUAAAAGAGGACAUCAACAGCCGUCAAUCAAGAAUUAAAAAAUACAAAGAUGAUAUCAUUUAUUAUGAGGAUAAAAAGAAAGGCUACCUAGAAAACAUAAAGAAAAUUGAAGCCAACGUGGCGGUAUUGAAUGAGGGUAUACAAAGGCAAAUUCAAAAUGCUUGUGCGUUUUGCUCAAAGGAGCGAAUUGAGAAUGUUGAUUUACCGGAUACACAAGAGGAAAUCAAGCGUGAACUGGAUAAAGUCUCGAGAAUGAUCCAAAAGGCUGAAAAAAGUCUAGGGCUAUCGCAAGAAGAGGUCAUUGCAUUAUUUGAGAAGUGUAGGAAUAAAUAUAAAGAAGGCCAAAAAAAAUACGUGGAGAUAGACGAAGCACUAAACAGGUUACAUAAUUCUCUCAAAGCUCGUGAUCAAAACUAUAAGAAUGCGGAAAAGGGGACCUGCUUUGACGCAGAUAUGGAUUUCCGUGCAUCAUUGAAAGUAAGGAAGUUCUCAGGAAACCUUUCCUUCAUCAAGGAUACCAAAAGUUUAGAAAUAUAUAUCUUGACUACUAACGAUGAGAAGGCAAGAAAUGUUGACACUUUGUCUGGUGGUGAAAAAUCCUUUUCCCAAAUGGCGUUGCUACUGGCUACGUGGAAGCCCAUGCGGUCAAGAAUUAUUGCGUUGGACGAAUUCGACGUUUUCAUGGAUCAAGUUAACAGAAAGAUCGGUACUACUCUUAUAGUAAAAAAGCUAAAGGAUAUUGCAAGAACUCAAACUAUUAUCAUUACUCCUCAAGAUAUCGGGAAAAUUGCAGAUAUCGAUAGUUCUGGUGUCAGUAUUCAUAGAAUGAGAGACCCUGAGAGGCAAAAUAAUUCCAACUUUUAUAAUUAA
Messenger RNA from Saccharomyces paradoxus, 3345 nucleotides. RefSeq names its product DNA repair protein SMC6 (gene SMC6). The coding region runs from base 1 to 3345 and encodes 1114 amino acids. Lineage: Eukaryota; Fungi; Ascomycota; Saccharomycetes; Saccharomycetales; Saccharomycetaceae. Gene Ontology annotation, biological process: double-strand break repair via homologous recombination. Gene Ontology annotation, molecular function: single-stranded DNA binding; damaged DNA binding; ATP hydrolysis activity. The transcript has a single exon. Gene Ontology annotation, cellular component: Smc5-Smc6 complex; site of double-strand break; nucleus. The record is from RefSeq and is a predicted model, not a curated record.